AUGUCCUACUUCCGCAUCACCCUCGUCCGCUCUGCAAUUGGACUCCCGCGCCGCUCAACAGAUGUCCUCAAGGCUCUUGGCUUGAAGAAGCGUAUGGCAACAGUCUUCCACAGCGUCUCGCCCUCCGUCGCGGGUCAAAUCAUGAAAGUCAAGGAACUUGUCCAGGUCGAGGAGUGCCAGUACCGCCUCACGAAGCAGGAGGUGCAUCUUGAGCGCAAGCCUGAUCCCGGAUAUUAUACCGAAAAGAGCUGCACUGAGCAGCGGGGGGGAACUCGGUGGUCAGUGAUUGUUGUCAUUGAGCUUCGCGUGGAAUGGGAUACUUUUCAAAAUGGGGUUUCUUCGCCGGUCUUGGACACUCAGAUGGAAUCUGAGUCUUUUGAAAUGCCUUUCACUCGGACGGAUGAUUGA
This is a messenger RNA of Penicillium crustosum, 408 nucleotides long. RefSeq names its product mitochondrial 54S ribosomal protein uL30m. Gene Ontology annotation, molecular function: structural constituent of ribosome. NCBI's taxonomy places the organism in Eukaryota, Fungi, Ascomycota, Eurotiomycetes, Eurotiales, Aspergillaceae. The record is from RefSeq and is a predicted model, not a curated record. The transcript has a single exon. Gene Ontology annotation, cellular component: large ribosomal subunit; mitochondrion. Gene Ontology annotation, biological process: translation. The coding region runs from base 1 to 408 and encodes 135 amino acids.